Molecule: messenger RNA, 330 nt
Organism: Staurois parvus
Lineage: Eukaryota; Metazoa; Chordata; Amphibia; Anura; Ranidae
Source: the annotation of a GenBank genome assembly
AUGGGAAUAGAUCAGAAGAAUUUAGUGCUACACUUUAAUCCUCGAUUUGAUGCCCGUGGAGACAAGCAAAAGAUCAUUUUGAACUCUAAGCGGGACAGCGUCUGGGGAGCAGAGAAGAGGGAAAGCGUCUUCCCCUUUAAGGAGGGGUCAGACACCAAGGUACGUCUAAGCUGGGAGGGGCAGGACCAAUGUUGGAUGGGGGUAAAGUGGCAACACUGCUCAUAUUGGACACAUCCUAUCAAUCUCCAAAAGAUGCAGGAAGUGGUUAGCGAUGGCUUAAUGUGUCUGUGUGUCUUCGCUAUAAUGGUUGCUCAUUCCAUGAAAGAUUAG